AUGGAUCUGGAUCCACUGUAUAGCGCUAAUAGGGAAUGCUCACGCAUCCCCAAGAAUAAGGCUGUAGGCAGCACCGAUAAGCCGGAUCAGCCUAAGGAAAUGAAACCUCAGGUGGCCAAACGUAAGAAACCAAGCCGUAAGGAAAAAAGUGGAUCCGAUGCCAAAACGAAAGGAAAAGCUGCCCGAUGUAGCUCCGGAGAGGGACGCGGAGACCAGGGAUAA
Messenger RNA from Echinostoma caproni, 222 nucleotides. The record is from the annotation of a GenBank genome assembly. Lineage: Eukaryota; Metazoa; Platyhelminthes; Trematoda; Plagiorchiida; Echinostomatidae.